Messenger RNA from Peniophora sp. CBMAI 1063, 1497 nucleotides. The record is from the annotation of a GenBank genome assembly. NCBI's taxonomy places the organism in Eukaryota, Fungi, Basidiomycota, Agaricomycetes, Russulales, Peniophoraceae.
AUGUCUUCCCUGGCUCUGCGAGUGAUCUGGGUCAUUCUCACGUUAACAGCCAUCCCUGCCUCAUGGCUCGUCCUCAUACCGUUCUCGGCUGCGACAGGUCAUUGGUGGGGUCAAAUGGUCUAUGGGCUCACUGUCACCGUAAUGGAUAGCGUGUUCGCAAUUGGCCUAAUCUACAAUCUAUCGCGCAUGCGCACAACUCACUCUUUCUGCAUCGCACAAGCUACGGUACCUUCUAUCGGAGCGUAUGUCCUCAGCGGGAUCUGCAUCUGCCUCGCUGUAUCCACUUAUUCGACCGUCUUCAACCUCAAGCACGGACCCCUGCGUCACAGACGGAAUCCAUUGGAGUGGAAAAGCAUCUACAUCUUACCCGUCGUUCUGUGGCCUCUUGCCGCUACUUCUGCAUUCUUAACCACUUCCUUCAAAGAACACACGUCAUUUCGCUCAGCGGAUGGCUUUGCAUGCGAGAUUCAGCAUCCCCUCUGGCCGCGAUUACUUGGUUACGCCGGCGCUCCCUUCCUCGCUUCCUUGCCUUGCCUUGUGCUGUCCAUCAUCACGGCCCAUAGAAUCACCGCGGUAUCUCGUAAGCGAAGGGCACCACCAAACCGUCAAGAGCAAGCUGCGCGGCUAUCACCCAUUCGCAUAACCUCAGAGCGCGUAACCGCGGAAGAGCGAGUCAUGAGUAGGUUAGAGCGGGAGAGGCGUACGCAAAGCUUCCUCGCGUCAGCUCAUUCGCAUGAGAAGCAACUGGACAAGAUCAGCGUGGUCUCUAUGCCGCAUUCACUCUCGGAUUCCGCUUGGCUUCCAUCACCGCCCACCGUUCACGACGCCGCCGUCUCCGACCUCUCACACGUCCUGCCCGAGAGCUGUUCUGGCCUACAGCGGUACUCGUCACAUCUCGAACCCGCUUCUUCCACUCUUCCGUCUCCCUUCUUCCGAGAGGGAGCAGGAACGCCGCCGUCUCCCAUCACUUUCGCACCAGUGCAUCGGACCCCUACGGUUUCGUCGCGAAGUCCCUCGUUCGACCCUGGCGCUCUACAUUACUAUGAUGGGCUCGAUCAGAUGCCCGUCUCACCAAUGGAUUGCGACGACGAUUCAACUACCCCCAACACAGAGCAGCAUUUGGUUGUCCAUCGCGUUCAGAGAUGGUCUCAGCUCCCACAGACAAGUAGAGGAGGGUCCAAGGAAGACGGAUCGAUGUACGGCACGUGGCCGCCGAUGCUUGCGGGGCUCACAAGAGCAAGAAGUGGGUCAUUGUUACCCUCCUCGGAGCUUACCGGCGCCUUGCGUCGCAUAUUAUUCUUCCAAGUCGCCUUCAGUUGCAUUGUUGUACUGGCGGGCUUAUCGACCUGGAUCGAUCUCGCGAGGCACCGCGACGAGCCCUCUCCAUUCGGCACUCAGCAUAUUGCGCUCGUUCUUGUCGGCUGGGGCCCGUUUUUCGUGUUCGGUCACCUUCCUGCGGUGGGAGGCCGCGUUUUGGGGCGUCUUCGUCGACAUUGA